AUUAUCCGCCAGGUACAACACCACGCCAACUCACCAACUCAAACGCGACAACGAUCUCAUCGCCAACCAUAGACCAGAAAUCAUGAGUGACCCACCAGGGACACCAGGCAAAGGACAUUCAAGAAACAAGUCAGUCACUAAGGCUAGACCCAGGUCCUCUACUAAAGGGCCUCUCGAUGCCGACGAUGACCCACUAAUAGCAGCUCUCCAAAGCGCCGCGCAACCCGUCCAACGGACACCACCACAUCGGUCCAGGAUCUCAUCACCACCUGCUCGCUCAUCCGUAGCAUCGCCGGUCCCCCAGCUCGGCGAGGCCCGCGCCAAGAACUUCGCAUUCCUGCUCCGUCCAGAGAUCUACCACCCCCUCACUCCCCUGAAUGUGCCUGUCGCAUUCCGCAACUCGCCAAAGCAGCCCGGUCCGGAGGCGCCUCUGGAGGAACUGUUGGCAAAUGGGCAUUUUCGAGCAGCGGCUAUUGCUGCAGUCCAGGAGUUGACGGGAUCUGGCGCCAGCGGGGGCAUCAACCCUACGGAUUCUAAGAAGAUCUUCGGACUGUUGUACACCCGCCUGGCAUGCCUGACGUUGAUUGAUUCCACUCCUUUAGCUGCGCAGGAGGUCAAGGCCCUGGAGGAUCUCAACGACAUCCGAACAUAUGUCGAUGAAGCGACCGGUGAGCACCUGGUCCCUUGGGAGCUCCGGGUUCUCAACGUCCGCCUCCAAGCCCUUGGCUUUGGCGACCCCCGACGGGCUGUCAUGAGCUACCACGACCUCGCGCGGGAGGCCCGAGACAACAUCGCCAAAGCCUCGGCUCAGCACGACAACUCGGCAAGGGAGCUCUGGAAGGCCCGCCUCCACGACCUCGGGAUCCAGGUCGCUGGUGCCCUCAUCGAGAUGGACGACCUCACCGGCGCCGCGCACCACCUCAGCACCCUCCGGGACCGGGGCGAUGGUAAGAUGGCGCUGGCCAAGGCCCUGCUGUGGCUGCACCUGGGCAACUCGGAGAGCGCAAGGGAAUGUGCGCAGCGCGGUGCCGGCGACGGUCAGGAUGCGGAGAUGAUCAUUCUGGCGCUGUGCGACAUGGCAGACGCAGAGUACGAGUCUGCACUGGAGAGAUGGAAGGACCUGAAAGAAACAACGGACGACGAGAUGGUCGGCGUCAACAUGGGCGUUUGCCUGCUGUACCUAGGGCGGAUACACGAGGGACGGGAAAUUCUCGAAGGACUAGUUGAUUCGGGUCUGUCCUCUCAUACGCUACUGUUUAAUCUGUCGACUAUGUACGAGUUGUGCACGGAGAAGAAUCGCAAUAUGAAGCUCAAGCUGACGGAGCGGGCUGCUAGGAUGGAGCCUUCUGCGGCGGGAUGGGAGAAGACGAACGCAGACUUUAAGCUUUAGAUUUAUGAAUGAUGCAUUAAUGCUAUUUUGCUAUUA
Messenger RNA from Ilyonectria robusta, 1426 nucleotides. RefSeq lists its product as uncharacterized. The record is from RefSeq and is a predicted model, not a curated record. Gene Ontology annotation, cellular component: Golgi apparatus; TRAPP complex. The transcript has 4 exons. Bases 83 to 1390 code for a protein of 435 amino acids. Gene Ontology annotation, molecular function: protein binding. NCBI's taxonomy places the organism in Eukaryota, Fungi, Ascomycota, Sordariomycetes, Hypocreales, Nectriaceae.